Messenger RNA from Strongylus vulgaris, 426 nucleotides. The record is from the annotation of a GenBank genome assembly. Lineage: Eukaryota; Metazoa; Nematoda; Chromadorea; Rhabditida; Strongylidae.
AUAAUUGUAAAACACGGUCCUAUGGCAAAAAGGCUCUGUAACAAGGACCCUUAUACAGCUCUCCAUAUGACGUUCCUUAAUCAAGUGUUUCCAAAAAGCAAACAUAUCCUGAUGAUCCGCGAUGCUCGCGCUAUUAUUCACUCCAUAAUUGAGAGGAAAGUCCCUGUUUAUGGAUAUAAUCAUUCAGAUCAUCGGGUGAUGUUUCCAAAAAGCAAACAUAUCCUGAUGAUCCGCGAUGCUCGCGCUAUUAUUCACUCCAUAGUUGAGAGAAAAGUCCCUGUUUAUGGAUAUAAUCAUUCAAAUCAUCGGGUAUUCUACGAACGUCUCGUUCAACGAACAAAAGAAGAAGCCCUACGUAUUUUAAAAUUUCUGAAUAUACCUUGGUCAGACGAUGUGCUGCGACAUUAUGAGAAGAUUGGGAAAAAA